This is a messenger RNA of Cuscuta epithymum, 1011 nucleotides long. The record is from the annotation of a GenBank genome assembly. Lineage: Eukaryota; Viridiplantae; Streptophyta; Magnoliopsida; Solanales; Convolvulaceae.
GGAUGUCCAGGUUGAUAGGUGCCGCGAGCACCUGCGGGGUUUGUCCCAUUUACAUGUCGACCCCAGAGUCCUAGCCUAUGUUCGUGCUGCUGGUUUUUUUACACUGCACAGAUUAGUGGCUACUGUGCCUCUUGAUAGAUCCCUUCUCACUGCUCUACUUGAGCGUUGGAGGCAGGAGACACACUCAUUUCACCUCCCUGUUGGUGAGGUGACUGUGACAUUGGGAGAUGUGGCUGUACUCACCGGGUUAGAGGUUCAUGGGAGAGCUGUUACAGGCACUGCUUGUCGACAGUGGGUUGAUGAGUGUGAGCGGUUGUUAGGUAUCCGCCCCGUUCUUAGGACUGACCUUCAGGGGUCAUCUCUUAGGAUGCCGUGGUUGAGGGAGCACUUCCAGGUCCUUCCUCCCGACGCUGAUGAGGUGAUCAUCCAGCAGCAUGCUCGGGCGUAUAUAUUGAUGAUGAUGGGAGCCUCCAUUUUCGCUGACAAGAGCGGAAAUGAGGUUCAGGUGCUACACUUGCCUUUGCUGGAGAGGUUUGAUGUAGCAGCACAGUUCAGCUGGGGUAGUGCCACCCUGGCUUAUCUAUACAGGCAGCUGUGUCGCGGCUGCCAGAGAGGGAGCACAGAGCUGGGGGGAUUUUUGCUACUCCUCCAGAUUUGGUCAUGGGAGUAUAUCCACAUUGGCCGUCCCAUUAUAGUCGGAUAUCAUGGCAUUGAUGGACAGCCACUGCCUGAUGAGCCUCCACGUCUGCUAGGACCACAUCAUGUACGGGGCGAGGACCCUCUAGGCCGUCGGUGGCUAUAUGCUGGUCUAUCUCGCAUGUCAUCCGCUACUGGGCUCGGUGUCUACAGGGCUGCAUUGGAUCGGAUGUCUGAGGACCAGAUCACAUGGAUGCCGUUUAGACCUGAUAUGUUAGCAGAGUUGCCCCCAGCUGGACGAGAGCAUACUCACAUCUGGCGAGCACGUGUCCCGUUGAUAUGUUUUGACAUUGUUGAGCUGCAUUUGCCUGAUAG